Molecule: messenger RNA, 1053 nt
Organism: Penicillium malachiteum
Lineage: Eukaryota; Fungi; Ascomycota; Eurotiomycetes; Eurotiales; Aspergillaceae
Product: tryptophan--tRNA ligase MSW1
Exons: 5
Coding region: 1-1053 (350 amino acids)
Biological process (GO): mitochondrial tryptophanyl-tRNA aminoacylation
Cellular component (GO): mitochondrial matrix; mitochondrion
Molecular function (GO): tryptophan-tRNA ligase activity; ATP binding
Source: RefSeq, a predicted model, not a curated record
AUGAGUUCAUCAAGCUCAACCUCCACUCCGGCACCGGUCAUCUUUUCAGGAAUUCAACCAACAGGCGUUCCACACCUUGGAAAUUAUCUAGGCGCGCUGCACCAGUGGGUGAAAUUACAGAAUGAGGCGACUCCAGAAACAAAAUUACUCUUUUCCAUCGUGGAUCUGCACGCGUUGACGGUCCCGCAGGAGGCUGCUCAAUUGAGGAAAUGGAGGAAGGAGGCAUUUGCGACUUUGCUUGCGGUGGGAUUGGAUCCUAAGAGAUCGACGAUUUUUUAUCAGUCUGAUGUGCCAACUCAUGCCGAGUUGAUGUGGAUUUUAAGCACUGUAGCGUCUAUGGGAUACCUUUCAAGAAUGACUCAGUGGAAGAGUAAGCUACAAUUACCAGAAGAUACUACUCUAGAGGAUUCAGAGGCUCGGGCUCAAUUACGUCUUGGACUUUUCUCAUACCCCGUGCUCCAAGCCGCCGAUAUUCUUGUCCACAGGGCCACUCGUGUCCCCGUCGGCGAAGACCAAAGACAGCAUCUUGAAUUCUCAAGAUAUACAGCAAACAGCUUCAACCAUAUUUAUGGGGAUAUCUUCCCCAUCCCAGAGGCUUUAAUCUCACCUGCAAAGCGAGUAAUGUCUCUAAAAGAGCCCACAUCCAAGAUGUCAAAAUCGCACGCCGAUGAACGGUCCCGAAUUAUCUUAACCGAUUCACCCGAACAGAUCCACAAAAAGGUGAAGGUAGCUUUGACCGACUCCGAGCCCACAAUCACCUAUGAUCCGGCUCGCCGACCGGGCGUUUCCAAUCUCAUUGAAAUCCUCAGCCAUGUUGAAGGAGUCACAUGUGAAGAAAUCGCCACAGAGUACCAAUCCGCGAGUCUGCGCACCUUAAAGGAGCAUGUAGCAGAUCGUAUCGCGAAUCAUCUUAGUGAAAUUCGCGAGCGAUAUACUGAGAUCAUGGAUGACCGGACCGGACUCCUUGAUAGUGUUGCUCAGCAAGGAGCGGAAGCAGCACAAGCUAAUGCUCGUCGAACGAUGACCAAGGUUCGAAAAGCGAUGGGCUUGUAA